UAAGAAAACAAAACCAUGGCGUUAUCAUCUUGUAUACUGUCACGAUCUUUCUAUCCUCGUCAAUUCUUCAGAUAUUCUUGUUCCCUGAUAACCAAGACACGGCGUUCAUCGACCGUUGAGUUGCCAUCAGAGAAGACAGCAGUGCUGCCGUUCGAAAAAAUUCCUGGCGUAAGAGGAACAAUACGAAAUGUUUUGCAUCAUACGUUUAGUGAAGGCAACUAUUUUGAAAAAGCAUCGAAACGCUUUGAAAGAUUUGGUCCAAUUUACAGCGAGAGAGUCCUCGACACCUGGAUUCUAAACAUCAAUGAUUUGGAUUCCGCAGCGAUGAUUUUGCGUAAUGAGGGUGCAUUUUCAAGGCGGCCAGGUCUCGACGACGUUCCCGAGAUUGACGACGAAAACAAAGGUAUGGGGUUGCUUUCAAACAAAUAUGAAAGAUGGUAUCCAGAAAGAUCAUUGCUGUCAGCAAGGAUGCUGCGUCCUAAGGAAGUCAGAGAAUCACAUCCUGUACUGAACGAAAUAGCAAACGAAUUCGUACAGGGAUUGAAAUCAAUCGCACAAUCUGACGGAACGGUGAACAAUAUUAGAGAGGAGUUAUCAUAUUGGAGUGUAGAUUCAUCUGUCUCGUUUCUGCUCGAUCACCGUCUCGGUUUCCUCAAUCGUCGCACAGACCCGCUGGCAGCUGAGUUUACACAUGCGGCCGAAUCUAUGAUCGAAAAUGCCGCAAGCCUGUUUCUUACUUUUCCUAUCAACAAAUACAUCAAAACCCCGUCUUAUUAUCGGUUUCGGAAAUGCAAGAAUAAAGUUCAGGCCCUUGGUAUGGACAUAAUCGAAGAGGCAUUAGCAGCGAGGCAAGAACGAGAGAAAGGCGGUAUUGAGAAACAGUUUUUGCUUGAGUACCUACAAGCGAUGGGUAAAAGUAAACAACAAAUAAUGGCGAUCAUCACAGGGUUAAUAGCAGGUAGCGUUGAUACUACCGGCACACAAAGUUUGUGGCUAUUGUACCAUCUUUCUCGUCAUCAAGACUGCCAGGAACGGCUGUAUCAGGAGCUUGUUUCUGCCCUCGGCACAGACGAGGAAUUGUCGGCAAAAAAGUUUCCGUCACUUUUGAAAGCAGUAGUGAAAGAAUCACAACGCAUCUAUCCUGUGGCCGCGUCAGCGAUUGGGCGGGUGCUUGAAAACGAUGUAGAGCUCAAAGGCUACCAUAUUCCAGCUGGUGUGAAUAUCGUUAUUCACGAACAUUUAAUGAUGCUUAAUGAGCGAUAUUAUGGCAAAGACGCGAAGCAGUUUGUGCCUGAACGAUGGCUGCGCGAUGAAAUUUCUGGAAAGAAGAAAGAUGUUAAUGCAUUUGCGUACCUGCCAUUCGGAUUUGGUGUGCGAAUGUGCCUUGGACGGAGAAUGGCUGAGUUAAUGAUGUAUACUUUGAUAAGCAAGAUUCUACUUAAUUAUCGUUUGGAAUACGCUGGAAAAACCGAGGUGAAAAAAUGCAGUUCAGGAGGUCUAAUGAAGCCAGACAAACCAAUCAUUAUAAAAUUUUUACCGAGAGAAAAGAACAUGAUUUAGGUAGCCUUGUAGUUAACAACGUUCCCUUGCGGGUAUUAAGGGGUUUUCUGGUUGGAGUCAGCUAACAGACAGUGGAUUGCUUGUGAGCAGAUUGAAGCUAAUUAUAUCCUAAUGUCUGAGAUUAUGAUUUAACAUUGUGUCAAUAAGUCAAAUUUUGUUCUGCAUGAUCGAUCGAGCUUUAUUUCUCCCUAGCAAUGUUUGUCUCACAUACAAAUGUAAAUAUUAUACAUCAAAGUCAUCAAGCCAUAUUACUUCAAGUUUUAUUAGACUUUGUACCCCGUUAAUCCAUUGCUGUAAUGUCAUUACUGAAAAGAUUAGCUUGAAAAACCCGCCAAUAUUACUUCGAGUGUUAUAUAAGUUUAUUAUGAAUAUUAUAUAUUUUUAAAAGUUGAUGCUAAGACUAUUAAACAAUGUUCACAAUAACUUUAUAUGAUGAUGCAUAUAAAUUGUGAUCAAACCUUAAUGCUUUCUGAGACACUUGAACUGAUAUUGUAUGUCGUGCUUUGUCGUUGCGUAGAGAAGCACACACUUCCAAUAUCCGAUAUUUGAUAAGUUGAUUCUUAUCAGAAGGAAAAAUUGCUAUCGAAGUUACAUAAUUUAACUGCAAAAUGGAAGAGCCAGUAGCAUAGGGUAAUUAAGGUUGAUUAAAUAAUAUACCUGUCAUGAUUAUACGACAAACUUUGAUAUUGUUUCAAUUUAUUCAAUGUAACAACAAUAAA
Messenger RNA from Dendronephthya gigantea, 2279 nucleotides. RefSeq names its product cytochrome P450 27C1-like. Gene Ontology annotation, molecular function: iron ion binding; heme binding; monooxygenase activity. The record is from RefSeq and is a predicted model, not a curated record. Bases 16 to 1560 code for a protein of 514 amino acids. Lineage: Eukaryota; Metazoa; Cnidaria; Anthozoa; Malacalcyonacea; Nephtheidae. The transcript has 2 exons.